This is a messenger RNA of Penicillium pulvis, 1299 nucleotides long. Its product is annotated as NAD(P)/FAD-dependent oxidoreductase. The transcript has 2 exons. The record is from RefSeq and is a predicted model, not a curated record. Bases 1 to 1299 code for a protein of 432 amino acids. Gene Ontology annotation, molecular function: saccharopine oxidase activity; flavin adenine dinucleotide binding; sarcosine oxidase activity. Lineage: Eukaryota; Fungi; Ascomycota; Eurotiomycetes; Eurotiales; Aspergillaceae.
AUGUCCGUCAUGGAGUCUGACGUAUUGAUUGUUGGCGCUGGGAUUUUUGGAGUCAGCACAGCCUAUUAUCUGGCUAAGCAAUCUUCUAACCCAUCAAGCAUUACAAUUCUUGAUCGGGAUCAUCCUCCAUCGACUGCUGCUGCAUCCACAGACUGCAACAAGAUCAUCCGGGCAGACUAUUCAGACACUCUAUACAUGGACCUGGCAUUCGAAGCAAUUGAUGCCUGGAAAAAGAAUCCACUGUUCGCCACUGCUGGAGUCUACCAUGAAACGGGAUGGAUUUCGAUGGGUGAGCGGGGCAACGAUCUCACUUCGACAAUUCGCAACAAUUUCAAAAUUAGUGGGCGUCCAGAUUUGACUAAGGAUAUGACAGAAGAGGAAGUUCGAAGCAACUGGGGCGGAAUAUUGAAAGAUGCAGAUUUGACACCGUUCGAUUCUUACUAUUUCAACCCGUCAGCUGGAUGGGCGGAUGCCGGUAGUGCCCUCAAAAUCAUGGCAGACGAAGCCAUUCGUAUGGGCGUUCAAUAUAAGGUUGAUGAGGCCAAGCGCCUGGUGCUCGAUCAACACGGAGUCAGAGGAGUACAAACGAACAGUGGCAAUCUCUACACAGCCAAGAAGAUCAUCCUAGCUACAGGAGCUUGGACCAGCGAAUUGAUGACUCUGACCGAGGACGAACUUGGUAUGCCUCAGAAGUCUAGAAUGGAGAGUCACCUCACCGCGGCCGGCGUUUGCGUAGUGCAUUACCAAUUGACAGCCGCAGAGCGACCGCUCUACGACCAGCUUCCGGUCUAUGUGUAUGGUGAACAGGGUGAAACAUUGCCCCCGACUGCGUCGGGUAUAAUCAAAUUUACUAGCACGGUCUCAUUCAAGAACACCGUCCACACAGACAAUGGGCAGAACAUUUCUAUCCCCCCAGUCCACCAACGAGCCAUUCCAGAUGGUCUUCGUCGGCAAACAGUCGACUCAAUAAAGAACCGAUUACCUCAACUUUUUGCAAAACAUCGCGAAGUCGACCAUUUUCGUCUCUGUUGGGACGCAAUCACGCCCUCACAAGACCCAUUAAUCACACGACAUCCAAACCCUCAUUUAUCCAACCUUUAUCUGGCUGUUGGAGGCUCGUUCCACAGCUGGAAAUUCCUGUCCAUCAUCGGACGCUAUGUAACGAAUAUGAUCUAUGGGAUAAGUAAUGGGGCCGACCGCGAUAAGGCGUGGGGCUGGAAGGAUGAACAGGAUCGAAGAGUCCGAGGAGUCCAUGAUAGUCUGAUACCGUCGACAGAACUCCGUGAUUUCCAAGUCUGA